This is a messenger RNA of Sebastes umbrosus (honeycomb rockfish), 3153 nucleotides long. RefSeq names its product N-myristoyltransferase 1a (gene nmt1a). Gene Ontology annotation, biological process: N-terminal peptidyl-glycine N-myristoylation. The record is from RefSeq and is a predicted model, not a curated record. NCBI's taxonomy places the organism in Eukaryota, Metazoa, Chordata, Actinopteri, Perciformes, Sebastidae. Gene Ontology annotation, cellular component: cytoplasm. Gene Ontology annotation, molecular function: glycylpeptide N-tetradecanoyltransferase activity. The transcript is spliced from 12 exons. Bases 56 to 1513 code for a protein of 485 amino acids.
AGCUUUAAAGCCGUUGAGAGGCACGCGGUGGGUUCUCCUCACUUCCUGGUUGAAGAUGGCGGAUGAGAAUGAGACAGCACCGAUGCCGGAGAAAGAAGAUGUAGAGGACCACGGACACUGCAGCGACUGUGAAAACGAAGAGCACCACUCCGACGAUGGUGACAGGGGUCUGGGUGACGACACCGGCGCCAAGAAGAAGAAAAAGAAGCAGAAAAAGAAGAAGAAAUCUGGUGCCACAGAAGCUGCUCAGGACCCCCUUGCCAAGGUGAAUUCGUUGCCAGCUGAUAAGCUACAGGAGAUCCAAAAGGCCAUUGAACUGUUCUCUGUAGGCCAAGGCCCUGCCAAAACCAUGGAGGAGGCAACUCGCAGGAGUUACCAGUUCUGGGACACACAGCCUGUGCCCAAGCUAGGAGAGACGGUGACAUCACAUGGCUCCAUUGAACCUGACAAAGACAACAUCCGUGAGGAGCCCUACAGCCUCCCGCAGGGCUUCAGCUGGGACACCCUCGACUUGGGGAACCCUGGUGUGCUCAAGGAGCUUUACACCCUCCUCAACGAGAAUUAUGUUGAAGAUGACGACAACAUGUUCCGAUUUGACUACUCCCCCGAGUUUCUGCUCUGGGCUCUGCGGCCCCCUGGCUGGUUGCCCCAAUGGCAUUGUGGGGUGAGGGUUAACUCCAACCAGAAGCUGGUUGGCUUCAUCAGUGCCAUUCCUGCUUCUAUCUUUAUCUACGACAUAGAAAAGAAAAUGGUUGAGAUCAAUUUCCUCUGCGUCCACAAGAAGCUUCGCUCUAAACGAGUCGCUCCGGUUCUGAUCAGAGAAAUCACCAGACGGGUCAACCUGCAGGGGAUCUUUCAGGCCGUUUACACUGCUGGAGUGGUACUGCCCAAACCUGUGGGCACAUGCAGGUACUGGCAUCGCUCUUUGAACCCACGCAAACUAAUCGAGGUGAAGUUCUCCCACCUGAGCAGGAACAUGACGAUGCAGCGCACCAUGAAGUUGUACCGUCUGCCCGAUGCUCCUAAGACUUCAGGUCUGCGGCCGAUGACCAAGAAAGAUGUGCCACUUGUGCAUCGCCUCCUUCGUGAGUACUUGAGCCAGUUCAACCUGGUGCCCGCCAUGAGCCCGGAAGAGGUAGAACACUGGCUGCUGCCCCGAGAGAAUAUUAUCGACACUUACCUGGUGGAUAACGAUGGCAAGGUAACGGAUUUCCUGAGCUUCUACACACUGCCCUCCACCAUUAUGAACCACCCUGUGCACCGCAGUCUAAAAGCAGCGUACUCCUUCUACAACGUGCACACCACCACCCCCCUGCUCGACCUGAUGUGUGACGCCCUCAUCCUGGCCAAAUCGAAAGGGUUUGAUGUCUUCAAUGCACUGGAUCUAAUGGAAAACAAGACUUUCUUGGAGAAGCUUAAGUUCGGCAUCGGUGAUGGAAAUCUACAGUAUUAUCUGUACAAUUGGAAGUGUCCCAGCAUGGGUUCAGAAAAGGUCGGGUUGGUACUGCAGUGACAUCCCUUUACGCCAUAAUCAAAGUGUCACCAACAGGCCAGGAGACUGCACCAUCGCACUGACCACCUGACAGAUGGACUGAUGACUUCCUGCUUCAGGAAAGGAAAACCCACCGCCCAUUUUUACUUUUUUUGACCUUUUGAACUUUGACCUGCACUACCGCUGCCAGGCAGGGAGGCGGGGAGAGCCUCGCUGCUCCUCUUCCUCCCUCAAUCACAUGGACCUUAAGCCAUUGUUACCAUCCCAAACAACUGUAUUUCAUCUGAGAGCUGUCUUGAUUGUACCAAACACGCAUACACACACAAGAACAGUUUGCACAGAUUACUGUAUAUCAAACACUCACUGUUGGCAUACCUACAAAAAACAAUACAUGUAAAUAAUAUCAAACAUUACUGCGGAUUAUGCCCUAACACAUACAGACUAGAACUGACUGUUUUGUUUGAUUCCUAAAUGUUGGAAGUGCUUUUUGCAAUUAAAAUAAAUCUGUCAUCUUUAAGUUUUAGAGAUAAAAAAAAAAAAUCAAAAUGAUCAAAAAAUAUUUUAAAGAGGAAAAGGUUCAAAAAGGUGAGGUAAUAAAUACCAAAAGUGGACACCAGAUAAGGGCUUCUGUUAAGAUUUCUCUUGUCAUGCUGUGUCUUUUUUUAAUUUUUCUCAUCAAAACCUCUGUCAUUAUGGAGAUGCUUAUGCCUUCUGGAGGUUUUCUCAUCCGUAUUAACUUUCAUGACCCUCCUCCCUAGCUUACUGCACUAACAGAAGAAGCCCUGAAACACAGACUGAUAACAGUGGACCAGCUCAGUUGGAGGGGAGGGAAAUAAAUCAGAGUUGCUUUGGCUGAGGUUGGACUGCCACACAGAGGUUGAAGGCAUUCUGAUGGCGUUUACACAACACAUUUAUCAGCAGGGAUCAGAUUUGUAAUGACACCUCUUUAUUUAACUGUGCUCCAGUUUCAAUGUCCACACAUACCGGCUCUCAGGCUUUUGACAUGCGAAAAGUCUGCAAGAGGUCGAAAUCGAAAGUGCUCGAGUCAUUAGGCAGACUUUGUUUGAGGGAAUCACACAGUAAGUCUUAAUAAUAGUCAUAAAGAUUAAUAUAAUAAAAUGCACCCACAAGAAAAACUGAAAGAUCUGGCAACAAGUUUGAAUGCACUAACUGUGUUUUAGUUCUUAGCUGUAUAUGGGGAAUGAUCAUGGUUUGUUUUUGUGUCAUUUGAUGACAUAACAUCACUAAUAUUAUGCUUUAAUGAGCUUUAUUUUGAAAGUGAAACAAAAACAAUAUGAAGUACGAGCACUGCAGACAACAUUUGGAGCUCUACACUGGUCAUGCAGGCGACGUCAGUUUAAAGUCGGUGAGGAGUCAGAGUGGAUGUUGGAACUGGGCCUGUGAAGAGUAGUCUGGACUUCCAGGACAUUGUGCAGAGUGGAUGGUGAUGAUGAUGAUGAUGAUGAUGAUGACGAUGACUGGGGAACUGCCCCCACUUAAAGUGUUUCUUAUGUAAAAUGUUGGUUCUAUUUGCAAACAGAUGUACAAGAAUAAUAGGUCUCAUGGUGUUAUGAUGCAGGAAAAGAAUGUGAAGAUGCAGGUGAUUUCUUUUUUUUUUUUUGAGCAAAAAAAAAAGAAAUAAAAUCUAGAAGUUGCUGUGA